GAACGAGUGAUGUAUUGCAAUGAGUAGUGAAUGCAAGUGCUGUACAACUCAUUGCAAACGUCACACAAAAGUGUUGUUUUUCGGUACGAAUGCAACAAAUGUUUGGUUUGUUGUCUUCAUUUCAAUCACUUGUCAUUUGAUUUGACUCUAGUAUUGAUAUUAAGAGUAAUAUUAAGACAUUUCAUCGCAAACCAUAUAAUGAUGGGUCAGAAGCCUUCAUCGAUGUCUUCGCCAUCAAGUCCUGAGCAUAUCAUAUAUGACUUCGAGAGAGACAUCACUGUUACGAGACAUCAACGAUUCAAGCAUCCGAGCGCCGCCUUCUUCCACAUCAUAUUCAAAGUGUCAUCGAUUGUCACCUAUUUGUUCGGCGGUCUCUUCGGACAGGACUUUCUGUCGAUAUUUGUUUUGCUAAUUAUGUUGAUUUCGAUGGACUUCUGGACCGUGAAGAACGUGACGGGAAGACUAUUAGUGGGUCUUCGGUGGUGGAACCGUAUCGAUGACGACGGCAACAGUCAGUGGCUCUUUGAAAACAAAUACAGAAAAGACAACACAAGUGACGAUUCAAUCAAAGACGUGAAUCAAGUGUCGGACAAUACGGCCGACUCGACCAUCUUCUGGACGGCGCUAAUAGUAUCGCCGAUUCUGUGGUUUAUCUUACUUUUGGUCACUAUUUUUCGGCUCAAUGUCCAGUGGUUUAUGGUGGUGUCUUUGGCUCUAGUGUUGAGCGCAUCCAACCUUUACGGCUAUAUUCGGUGCAAAUUAGGGGGAAAUUUCAAAUCAGUGUUAACCCAAUACGUGGGAAAACAGAUAUUUUAUAACUUUAUGUCUUCAUCUAAUGCUAAGACAACUCAGAAUAUAGCCGGAUAUCCGAGUGCUUGAGGACUAUCUGCCUAUCAUUAAUGCCUAACAUUCCAGAGGUUUAGACUAAAGGCUUUGCGGAUAUCUUCAUAACUAGUCGUUAAUACUUUGAGUGAACUCUCAAUAUCUUCAGCCGUGAAGUGCGGGAAAUAUUGUUUAACUAAUUUAUAAUCUUGUAAUCCAUGUCUUGUAAAUAAAGCUUGUAAUUGAUCCGUAAGACAGCCCGGAAUUAAUAGAUACAUA
This is a messenger RNA of Medioppia subpectinata, 1101 nucleotides long. Lineage: Eukaryota; Metazoa; Arthropoda; Arachnida; Sarcoptiformes; Oppiidae. The record is from the annotation of a GenBank genome assembly.